ACGCUCAGUUUCGGUAGAACUGUAAAAACGUUAAGGCCAGCUGUGUCCGCAAUGGAGCCCGUUACGAUAGUGUUGACGGCCUUUAUUUUCGUGGUCUCGAUCGUGUAUCUGUUUGUGCGCAGCAAGCACAACUUUUGGAAGGACCAGGGCGUACCGUACGCACCGAAGCCACACCUGUUCUACGGGCACGUGAAGGGACAGUCCCGGACGCGCCAUGGUGCCGACAUUAAUCAGGAGCUGUACCGAUACUUCAAGCAGCGCGGUGUACCGUACGGUGGCAUCAGUCUCUUCAUUAUGCCGUCGCUGAUCGUGGUCGAUCCGGAGCUGGUGAAGACGAUUCUGGUGAAAGACUUCAACGUGUUUCACGAUCGGGGCGUGUAUUCCAAUCCGCGAGAUGACCCAUUCACGGGCAAUCUGUUCGGGCUCGAGGGAACACCGUGGCGAUUGUUGCGUCAGAAGCUUACGCCGACGUUCACCUCGGGCCGGAUGAAGCAAAUGUUCGGCACCAUCUGGGCGGUAGCGCUUGAGUUGGAAAAGUAUAUGGAGGAGAACUACAACCAGCCGGAGGUGGAGAUGAAGGAUGUGCUGGGACGGUUUACGACCGAUGUGAUCGGGACGUGCGCGUUCGGCAUCGAGUGUAACACGCUCAAGACGCCGGACUCGGACUUCCGCAAGUACGGCAACAAGGCGUUCGAGCUGGACCCGAUAACGUUGACAAAGUUUUUCUUUGCCACCUCGUACCCGCAGCUGGCACGUAAGCUACACGUCCGAACGACGCAGCAGGACGUGGAAGACUUUUUCAUGAAAAUUGUGCGCGAAACGGUCGACUAUCGUGAGACGAACAACGUGCAGCGGAACGACUUUAUGAAUCUGCUGCUGCAGAUCAAGAACAAGGGCAAGCUGGACGAUCACGGUACGGUUGUUGGGAAGGGCGAGGUUGGGUUAACGCACAAUGAGCUAGCGGCCCAAGUGCUGAUCUUUUUCCUGGCCGGCUUCGAGACGUCCUCAACCACGCAAAGCUUCUGUCUGUACGAGCUGGCCAAGAACCCGGACAUUCAGGAUCGCUUGCGGGAGGAGAUCAACCGUGCGAUCGAGGAGAACGGCGGCGAGGUGACGUACGAUGUGGCGAUGAACAUACAGUAUUUGGACAACGUAAUCAACGAAACGUUACGCAAAUAUCCUCCGGUUGAAACGCUCACACGCAAACCGUCGAGUGAUUAUGUGAUACCCGGCACCAGGCACAUCGUACCGAAGGACACGGUCGUACAGAUACCGAUCUACGCGAUCCAGCGCGAUGCGGACCACUAUCCCGAUCCGGAACGGUUCGAUCCCGACCGUUUCCUGCCGGAGGAGGUGAAAAAACGACACCCGUACGUGUUUUUGCCGUUCGGCGAGGGACCACGCAUCUGCAUCGGGUUGCGGUUCGGCAUGAUGCAGACGAAGGUGGGCCUGAUAAACCUGCUGCGUCGGUUCCGCUUCUCGCCGUCCGCACGGACACCGGAGCGGGUUGUAUACGAUCCGAAGAUGUUUACGCUGUCCCCUAUCGGUGGGAACUAUCUGAAGGUGGAUAAGAUUGCGUAGCUGCUAUCAUGAGGCGGCCGUGUGUUCUUCAACACACUUUUACUAUAAGUCGCACUUUUACGAGAUCAAAUACAUCUUUUUUUACGUA
Anopheles merus is the source of this 1669-nucleotide messenger RNA. Its product is annotated as probable cytochrome P450 6a14. The coding region runs from base 52 to 1581 and encodes 509 amino acids. Gene Ontology annotation, molecular function: oxidoreductase activity, acting on paired donors, with incorporation or reduction of molecular oxygen; monooxygenase activity; heme binding. The record is from RefSeq and is a predicted model, not a curated record. The transcript is spliced from 2 exons. Lineage: Eukaryota; Metazoa; Arthropoda; Insecta; Diptera; Culicidae.